Molecule: messenger RNA, 3044 nt
Organism: Benincasa hispida (wax gourd)
Lineage: Eukaryota; Viridiplantae; Streptophyta; Magnoliopsida; Cucurbitales; Cucurbitaceae
Source: RefSeq, a predicted model, not a curated record
ACAUUGAUUAUUGAAGUUAUAAAUCAAUUUAUUAUAUUAUCUAAUAGCAUGGAUUGUUGCCUUCCCUGGUGCUCUUCCCUCGAUCAGCACCAACCAAGCACUCUCUUUAUGGUCAAUUUAACAGUUCCAAGUACCCAAAGGUUUCUUAAAAUUAUAUAUCGAAAAAUAUUGGCAUAACUAUUCACUAAACAUAAUUUUAGCUAAAUUCAUUAGCUUGUUCUUAGUGAGUUGACCUCUAAUAGUCAAAUCAUUAUUUAGUUAAAUUGUGGGUCUGGUUUCUAAACUUCCAGAGACAGAAAGCAAGAAACACAUAAAUACAAUAAAUAUACUGCCUCGAAACACUAUUAACUGGCUAAAUCAAUAUAAUAUUUGAUUUUUUUAAAAAAUAAUUAUUUUAAAAAACAAAUAUAUAUUACUAUGUGAUAUUAUUUUAUCGAGUGCAGCUUGGAUUGCACCUAAGUUUUUUCUAAUCAAACUCAUAUACUCUGAUUUUGAAUGAUUAUGUUUCAAUUUAAAACCACAGUAAUUUGAGUGUCAUUCUUCAUCCACAGCUCCCAACCGUCUUCACAAGACAAUAGAGCCUAUUUUGCCCAAUAUCAGUUUCCCAAUUGUUUGUAACUAGCUUCAGUUUAGUUUAGUUUAGUUUUUUUUUUAUUUUUUAUUAUUAUUAUUUUUUAUUUUUUAUAAUAACCUAAAACAAUCCCUUGUUCUCCUGGCGCCUCUCUGCCUGUUGAAGGGCUACAAAUACAGAGGACAAUGGCAGAUGGGAUGGAGCUGAGGAUUGAAAGAACUCCAAUGGAAAUUAAGCAUUCUGGAGGAUGGAGGGGUUUUCAAUGUUGUUCAUUUUACAUUUUCAUAUUAUGGCUAUAUUCAAUAUACUCAAACUUAAAACCACCAUCGUUACUCUAGGUUUAGACAUAGAGUAUAUACGGACAUCAACAAUAUCAUUUUUGUAAAGUAUUUAUAACGUCCCAGAAUAUGAAUGAGAGGAAUACUGGACUCGAUUAGAUAAUUUGGUGGAAUGCAUGAUCCAGUAGAUGGAUAAUUUUUCUAAAAUUCCCAAAUAGGCUUCUACUGUGUGAGUGAUCCUUACAAGCACGAAAAAAGAUAUUGCGUAGAAAUCAACUCUUGUUUCUCGAAUUAAAGGCUAUAUUGUCUUACGAACCACAUUCAAACAACGAGUCUUACGUGUCACACACGAUUAAUUCUUUAAGUAGAAAACUUCUUACUUCUUGACUAGACCUUCUGCCUGCCCAGCAUUCAUUCAUCAACCUCUUUCCUUUCUCACUCGUUCUCACUAUCUACGCAUCAAAAGAAACAAAGGCCUACGAAGUCAUUCUCAAGACGCAAAUCGAAGCUUAUAAAACCAAAAUUCCCACUGACCGAUUCCCAGCAAUGGGGUUUCUAGCUUCUCUGUGUUUCCUCUACCUCUGUGUUUCCCUCUUCCCAUCCCCUUCUUCUUCUUCUACCUUACUGUUUCAGGGCUUCAACUGGGAAUCAAGCAGCAAAGGAGGAUGGUACAACUCACUAAACAACAUAAUUCCUGAUCUUCUAAGUGCUGAAGUUACCCAUGUCUGGCUUCCUCCACCCUCCCAAUCAGUUUCUUCACAAGGAUACUUACCCGGAAGGCUUUAUGAUCUCAAUGCAUCGAAAUAUGGAACCCAGAAUGAACUCAAGUCUCUAAUUGCUACCCUCCAUGAGAAGGGAAUCAAAGCCAUAGCUGACAUAGUGAUCAACCACAGAACAGCAGAGAAACAAGACCAGAGAGGAAUUUGGUGUAUUUUUGAAGGGGGAACUCCAGAUAGCCGCCUUGAUUGGGGCCCUUCCUUCAUUUGCAGCGAUGACACUGAAUAUUCCGAUGGAAAGGGCAAUCCAGACAGUGGGGAACCCUAUCCACCAGCACCAGAUAUCGACCAUCUCAAUCCCCAAGUUCAGAAAGAAUUAUCAGAGUGGAUGAGAUGGUUGAAAACAGAAAUAGGGUUUGAUGGAUGGAGAUUCGAUUUCGUAAAAGGCUACGCACCAAGUAUUACAAAACUCUACAUGGAUCAAACCUCACCUGAAUUUGCAGUCGGUGAGAAAUGGGAUGGACUUUCAUAUGGACAAGACGGGAAACCCAAUCAAAACCAAGACUCACAUCGCGAUGCUCUUGCAAAUUGGGUUAGGGCUUCGGGCGACAUAGUCACAGCGUUUGAUUUCACAACCAAAGGGAUUCUUCAAGCUGCCGUUGAAGGAGAGCUAUGGAGGUUGAAGGAUUCUAACGGGAACCCGCCAGGAUUCAUCGGAAUCAAGCCGGAAAGUGCCGUGACUUUCAUCGAAAACCACGACACUGGCUCGACGCAAAGAAUGUGGCCGUUCCCUUCCGAUAAAGUGAUUCAGGGAUACGCAUAUAUUCUGACUCAUCCCGGAACUCCUUCCAUUUUCUACGACCAUUUCGUUGAUUGGGGACUGAAGGAGGAGAUAAUGAAAUUGAGUGGAAUCAGGGCAAGGAAUGGGAUUGGGAAAACAAGCACGGUGAAUAUUAUGGCUUCUGAGGGGGAUCUGUACGUUGCUGGUGUUGAUGGGAAAAUUAUAAUGAAGAUCGGAGCCAACACCAGUCUUGGGAAUUUGAUUCCGUCGGAUUAUCAGCUUGCCACUUAUGGAAUGGACUAUGCUGUUUGGGAGAAAAGGUGAAUCCUUGAAUGUCUGCCAUUGAUGGAAUAGUUCCUCUCUGCAGGUCCAUUUCCAUUUUCAAGAAAGUUUCCAAAUUAUAUAAUAUAAAUUAAUUAAUGAUGUCUCAAACAUUAAAUGGGAGGAACAGGUACUUGCAGUUUUUAGCCGCAGCAUAUCAUGCAUCUAUUUUCCAUUUUUUUUUUUUUUUUUUUUUUUUGGCAAGAUAGUAAAUAAUAGUAAGAAAUUAAUUUUUUUAAAGAGAGUUUCCCAUACGACAGUCUUUCAUUAGAUAAGUGGUUUGGUUACACUUCCAGCAAGGUUUUCUUUUUCUUUUUCUUUUUCUUUUUUGUAGAUGCUUCUUUUAUGAAAAUAGAAUAAAGUCCAUCUUUUCAGUU